Messenger RNA from Hemibagrus wyckioides, 749 nucleotides. RefSeq lists its product as uncharacterized. Lineage: Eukaryota; Metazoa; Chordata; Actinopteri; Siluriformes; Bagridae. The coding region runs from base 63 to 749 and encodes 228 amino acids. The record is from RefSeq and is a predicted model, not a curated record. Gene Ontology annotation, biological process: defense response to bacterium; B cell receptor signaling pathway; innate immune response. Gene Ontology annotation, cellular component: external side of plasma membrane; immunoglobulin complex, circulating; blood microparticle. Gene Ontology annotation, molecular function: antigen binding; immunoglobulin receptor binding. The transcript has 3 exons.
GCUCUGUGAUAGAUAACACUCCCAUACACUUUAAAUCUGGGUGAAGCAGAACUCAGAGAAAGAUGAUUUUAGGACAGUGUAUUUUACUGAUACUGAUUUCAUAUUCUUAUGGACAGUCUCUGACAUCCUCAGCUUCUGUGGUGAAGAGACCUGGAGAGUCGGUCACUCUUUCCUGUACUGUCUCUGGAUUCUCAAUGAGCAGCUACUACAUGCACUGGAUCCGUCAGAAACCAGGACAAGGACUGGAGUGGAUCGGACGUAUUGACACUGGCACUGGCACUGCAUUCGCUCAGUCACUGCAGGGCCAGUUCUCCAUCACUAAAGACACCAGUAAAAACAUGCUGUACCUAGAAGUGAAGAGUCUGAAAGCUGAAGACACGGCAGUUUAUUACUGUGCACGAACUGGACCAGUCUCAGCUGUGGUAAAGAGACCUGGAGAAACUGUGAAGAUCUCUCGUAAGAUACAUGGCUUUGAUAUGACUGAGUACUACAUGCACUGGAUACGACAGAAACCAGGGAAAGCUCUGGAAUGGCUUGGCCGGAUGGAUGCUGGCAAAAAUCAGACGAUAUAUGCAGAAUCUGUGAAGAACCAGCUCACCUUAACAGAAGACGUCUCAGCAAGCAUGCAAUAUUUAGAGGCCAAGAGUCUGAGGACAGAGGACACUGCAGUUUAUUACUGCGCCCGAGAAACCACAGUGACUGGAUCUGAGGAAGCAGCUGUAAUAAAACCAGACACACAUUGUAACUAA